GCUCAGGGAACCGUUAGUCGACUUUGAGAUUCCUGGCCAAAAACGACACAGUUCCCCAGGACGGUCGCGGCGCGUGCUCUAGAAAAGAGCUGGAGAACUGGAAAAACGCCAGGAGCUAAGGCUAGGAACUGUGUGAUUGUCACAGUUUCCACCUAAGUCGAAGGGAAACAAGUCAAAGGGCCCGUUCAAGUGCCAGUUGCCAGCGAAUCGUCGUGUGUGUGUGUGUGUGGUGUGCCUUUGUAAAUAAACGGACCACUAUGAGCCACAAAGGAGUCCGGAAAUGAUGAUAGCAUGACGCGCGACGGCGAGAUUCCAGCCAUUUUUAAUCCGAAACGGGUGCGUACUCCUUCCGUGGUGGUCACCGGCGACUCUUCGACGAAUGGCCCGUACAACAGUAACAACAACGCCACCGGAGCGGGAACCAGCAGCAGUUCCACAGUCCCGGCCGUGGUCACCACUGCCCCAGGAUCCACGGGACCCAAUGGCAGUGGCGGCGGAUCAUCCGGCGGCUGCGGCUUCAGCAACGUGCUCACCUCGAGCAACCCGCAAAUAACCCACCAAGACUCAAUCUCAUCGAGCCAACAGGACCCCAAUGAGGUGAUCAUCAUCCCGGCGGACACACCCACGAGCGCACCUGGUAGCCAUAAUGCGGCCCAUCACUUCGGCGGCGACUCCAGUGACACACAAACCGGAGCACACUCCCAGCAGCAGCACCAGCAGCCAAAUGGGCAUGCGGAUGAGCCGGAAUGGCGAUUCCGGAAGCUGCAGGCCUGCAAGGAGUCCUGUUGCUCGGAACUGGCACGCAAGAUGUACUUCGGGGUGUGCGUGACCAUCCUGAUGACUGCCUCGUGGGUGGGGGCCACGCAUUGCAUCAAGUACAUGUACAAGUAUCGUGCCCCCUACGAUGACGUGCUGAACGAUGACCAGGACACGUCCUCGAGCCGGGCCGAGCUGAGCACGGAGCUGGAGGACAUACUGGCCAUCAGCGACUCGUCGCUGCACCACGUCGAAGACGCCACCGAAAUGUUCAACAUACCACCGCGUCAACCCGUCUACUUCAGUGCCCCCUUCUUCGCCGCCUGGUUCUUCACCAACUUCUCGCUGCUCUUCUUCCCCAUCUACAUUCUGGGCCUGUUCUCCACCCGGAAGUGUGAGAAACUGAGCGACAUCCUGGGCGACGUGUUGCGUGGCUUCCGGGAAAGAGGUUUCACAGUGGGUCGUUUUCUCAAUCGCUGCCUCUGCUUCUGCAUUUUGUGGCUGGUAACCACCUACCUUUACACACUGUCCCUGCACGUGCUCUACGCCACGGAUGCACUGGCUCUGUUCGCCACCAAUGUGGCCUGCGUCUACCUGCUAUCCUGGGUGAUCCUGCACGAGCAGUUUGUGGGCGUCAGAAUCGUGGCCAUCAUUCUCUGCGACACGGGCAUCGCCCUGCUGGCCUACAUGGACGGGAUCACGGAGAGCCGCACCCUGAGCGGCGUUGUCCUGGCCACACUGGCCGGUGCCGGCUAUGCCGUGUUUAGGGUUAUGUUCCGCAAGGUGAUGGGCGAUCCGCCGGUGAGCCAAAUCGCCUUCAUUUUCACCGCCCUCGGCUUCCUCAAUGCCCUGCUGCUGUGGCCCGUGGUGCUGGGACUCUAUUUGACUGGCACGGAAAGCCUGACGUCGGAGAGCAUACCCUGGAACCUGCUGUUCGCCGCUAGCCUCCUGCUCCUGGUUUUCCACGUUCUGAUGCAGUUCAGCGCCGCCGUUACGUACAACAUGUUUGUGACAUUGGGUCUGAUUACCGCUGUGCCCGUUUCUGGUGCCCUCGAUGUCAUCCUGUACAGUGCCAACUUUGCGGGCAUGAAGCUGGCCGGAGUUAUCCUGAUUGGCAUCGGAUUUUUCCUCGUUAUGUUCCCCGAGAACUGGCCGGACUAUAUAACGCGACUUCUGCGAAGCAUCAUAAUGCUGGGUCACAAUGCGAGCAUAAACGACACACAUGAUAUCCGUGCCCGAAACUGAAACUGAAAGAAAAGUUUUCCGAUAGGAAUACCUAAGUAACUCUAACUAAAUACCCAGCCCAUACUGAGACAACCAAUCAACCAAUCAAACUAACUACUAAUAUCUUACUACAUAAAUAUUUAUCCAAAAAUCCAAAACUGUAAGCGAAGUAUGUUUUUUUUCAAUUCGAUUUCGUUCUAAUCCUUAGACCAGUCUUUAACUAAAUAGAACGUUUGAUAAUUCGGGUUUGAUUUGAUUACGUUUGGUUUGUGAGGGAUUGCCAAUGACUCUCCUUACUUUACCUCUCGCAUCUAAGUUAUGAUAUCCGCAUAUCCUUUUCGUAAGCUAAUCAGAGUAACAGUAACGUAUAGUAAAGCACGACUGAGUCUCAGUUUUGCCAGUUUUUUCCACUAACUCCUCUUCUUUUGGCCAUGUGCUAAGGUAAGUCGAUCCGUAAGGUCCUGCAUUGCCCACCGCCAGCUAUCUUCAUCUCACCCCAAAAUGGCCUUCUUAUGAAGAUGCCAAAAGACAGAUACUGCAACCAAAACCCAUCCACCCACCCACCCAUUCACUCUCAACCACCCACCGACCCACCUCCGAACGGUCACCGAAGUAGAUGCAAUGAUCAUGAUCAGUUCCUUGUAUAAUAUUCCUUUGGAGACUAUCUGAGAAUUAUAGAUCUAGUCGCUCUCUAGUAGUAAUAUCCUGAUUUGUAUAUAGUCACACCGCUAAUCUGUACUAUUGCUUCUUUUCUCUUGUUUUUCUUCUUCACCUCUGCCACAACCUGCCUAUCUUUCUCUCUUUCUCUUUCUCUCUCUCUCUCUAUUUCUCUCUGUUUCUCUAUGGACUAUCUCCCCUUCUCGAACUGUUUCUCUCUAUUUCUCCAAAAACACACCAAAACACACACAACACAUACCACACACCUGUACGGAUCUACCUGAACGUACCGACCUGGUCGGACCCGAAAUUGGUCGAAUUCCAUUGCAAUCUAAAAAAUACACUGCAAAAAAUAACGAUGACAUAACGACCACACAUAAAAAAACCCAUGUAGCGGUAGGCCAGCGCUUUGUAAACGAGAUGCUAUAGUCACAGGACCGUCCACCCGAUAUGCGCAGCGGCACAUCACGCGCACGCAUCACAUAAGCUAAGAGUUUUGGACAAGUCACUGAAUUGUACAGAAACCUGAAAACCAAACAGAACACAUGAUAUAUUUUGUACAAAGAUUUUCAAAAAAAAAGCCAAGAAUACAAAAAAAAAAAAUUCUAAACAAACAAGUAUUAAAAGCCAAAGAAUAACUCUGAAACUCAAUCGCCCUGGGUAAGUACGACUACUAUUUAAACUUUCUGCUAAUGAUAAGUAUCCUGAAGAAGGUACAGUUGCCACUCGUAGAAUUAGUACCAUUUCCGGGAGGAGCCAUCAUGAUACCUACGUUUUCCUUUAGUUUUUAAAUAGUUUGAAGUUUCAUUUGUUUCAAUAUCCCCUCAAAUUAUGCAUUAUCUUUCUCUCUCUCCUCCUCUCUAUAUCUUUCCGUGUGGACACUUUUUGGAUUUUCGACUCGAUUCCCACAGAUCGCAGCAUAUCUAUGCUACCCAUUACAAACACAAACGAAAGUAUUACGCGGUCAAAACGAACAACUCCUAUGUUGUUUGAUCCAAUCGCAUAUGAAUGAUAACCAAGGUCCUUUGGUGUGGCCCGACUGUUUUUGCUUAGGCCCUCCUGGCCAACUGCCACGCCCACGCAUCUCCCAAAAUAAAAUGUUUUUACGACUAGUAUGCGACUGUUAAGAACACUUUUGUACCAAGUAACAGAACAAAAACAAAUCUAGAAAAAUCUAAACAAAUUAUUUCGAAAAAUUCAAGUUUCCAACUGAGAAACUCAAACGAACUUACGGUGAGAGCCCCAUGAAUAAUUAUUUUUGAUCAACUCCUAGAAUCACUUAUGUCCCGAUUGCAUUCUCCCAUGUACAGCUCACCAAAUCACUAUCUUUCAAAUCUCAAAAUCAAGUCCUUUUUUCGUUUUUGUUUGCUUUGUAAUGUUUGCAGUUUGUCUUUGUAGUUUUGAAGAGUAUCUUAAUCUUUUUCGAGCUACUUGUGAGAUAUGGAGAGCACAGCUUUUGUAACUAUUUGUGGCACCCGUAACUUGAAGCAACCGCUUAACCCCCCGCCCAAAAACACUACACCCACACACCCCGGACACCAAAAAACACACACAAGUCGACAUGCCACAAAUUUGUAAAUAAUAAACACAAAACAUCAGUAAAAAAUCAGUAAAAAGUCUUAGCGCUUAGGCUAUAUGGUAUCUAAGGACUGCACGGCGGAUCCGCCCGGAAUCCACUUCCGGGAGAGGAGGUCCUGCAGGGCUUAGACCGAAAAUAAAUAGUCAUGCAAGUGCAUAAUCUAUGUAAAUGUGAGUGUAUGUAGCGCCUUAGAGUUGAACACUGAAAGAAAUGCCUAGAAAGUAAAUCAAACUAAUGCCAAACCGAAGAUAACUCCUGAAGUUUGGAUAGUUGAUCCGCCCGAUACUAACACUUACAAUUUUGUCAAAUCCCACAAAAAAAAAAACGAAAUAUUUCAACACACAAUUAUAUAGAUGGGGUCGCGGCCCUCGGAGCGGUACUUCAAUAGGUCAGCAUCCCAC
This is a messenger RNA of Drosophila ananassae, 4617 nucleotides long. RefSeq names its product putative thiamine transporter SLC35F3. Lineage: Eukaryota; Metazoa; Arthropoda; Insecta; Diptera; Drosophilidae. The record is from RefSeq and is a predicted model, not a curated record. Bases 292 to 2001 code for a protein of 569 amino acids. The transcript is spliced from 10 exons.